Paramuricea clavata is the source of this 447-nucleotide messenger RNA. NCBI's taxonomy places the organism in Eukaryota, Metazoa, Cnidaria, Anthozoa, Malacalcyonacea, Plexauridae. The record is from the annotation of a GenBank genome assembly.
AUGCCAGAACCCUUAAAGAUCGCAAUGUUAGAUCCAUUAUUAAAGAAGGUCAAUGCUGACUCAAACCUUAGACCAGUUUCGAAUCUUAAAUUCUUGUCAAAGCUCGUCGAGAGGGCUGUGUUUGUUCAACUCAAUGAAUAUCUUGUCGAAAAUGAAUUACACGAAGUCUUUCAGUCAGCCUACAAGUCAUUUCAUAGCACUGAGACAUCUCUAUUAAGGGUGCAAAAUGAUAUUUUGCAGUCUUUGGACAAAAAGCAAUCGGUCAUCCUCGUUCUUCUUGAUUUGUCUGCCGCAUUCGACACCAUUGGGCACAAGAUUUUAUUAUCUAGAUUGGCUGAACGAUUGGGAAUCAGUGGAAAUGUUCUUGCAUGGUUUAAAUCGUACUUGUCAUCUCGUAGUCAGUUUGUCAAUAUCAAUGGCACUUCUUUAUACUGCCCCUGUGGCUGA